GCUUCCUUAAUCCCCGCCUGCCCGGUGCGUGUCUCCGGCCCGGCCUCCCCAUGCAGUCCCGGCUUCUGUGCUUCAGCGGCGGCCCCGCAGCGCGGAGAGUCCGGCUCAUUCUGCAGCAGGUGGUGCGGGGCCGCCUGGCUGCGGAGAGGCAGCUGCAGCCGGAGGUCAGGGCGCUGCACGGCUCGGGAGCCGCCGCAGGGGAUACUGUUACUAUUGGAGAUGUGUCAUUUAAACUCAAAACGCCAAAGAGCCCAGAACUUGUGCCACUGAACUACAUGUCAGACAAUUUGGCCCAAUCUGUAGUCCAACAUCUAAGAUGGAUAAUGCAAAAAGAUCUUUUGGGGCAAGAUGUUUUUCUUAUAGGGCCCCCUGGACCCCUUCGACGCUCUAUUGCCAUGCAGUACCUGGAGCUGACCAAACGAGAGGUUGAGUAUAUUGCACUAUCAAGGGACACCACAGAAACGGAUCUGAAACAGCGCAGAGAGAUCCGAGCAGGGACUGCUUUUUAUAUUGAUCAGUGUGCAGUCCGUGCAGCUACAGAAGGCAGAAUCCUUGUGUUGGAAGGUUUGGAGAAGGCAGAGCGGAACGUCUUGCCUGUGUUAAACAAUUUGUUGGAAAACAGAGAAAUGCAGCUGGAAGAUGGGCGCUUUCUUAUGUCUGCAGAACGUUAUGACAAGCUGCUACAGGAACAUACUAAAACUGAGUUAGAUGCAUGGAAGAUUGUUCGAGUAAGUGAAGAUUUUCGUGUGAUAGCACUGGGCCUGCCAGUACCUAGAUAUUCUGGUAACCCAUUGGACCCUCCUCUUCGUUCUAGAUUUCAAGCAAGAGAUGUUUAUCAUCUAUCCUUUAAGGACCAUCUUAAGCUAUUAUACUCGGUUGGAUCAAAUGUUUCUGCACAGAGAAUCUCUCAGCUCUUGUCUUUUGCUACAACUCUCUGCUCCCAGGAAUCUUCUAUGCUGGGACUUCCAGAUUUUCCUUUAGACAGUUUAUCAGCUGCAGUUCAGAUUCUGGAUUCCUUCCCUAUGAUGUCAGUCCAGCAUAUAAUCAAAUGGCUUUACCCUUAUAAUGUUCUACUAGGAAAGGAAGGCAGGACUGCAGUAGAAGAUGCAUUAAAACGUUUUGAGCUCCAGGAUUCAGAAAGCCCUUUGCUUCCCAGUAGGAUUAAAAAAGUGGAACAAAUACAUGGAAGCAAGACCUUACAGGCUGAUGUAACUGUCCAGAUUGCUGAAAAAGAAGUGAAAUUCCAGGUCCCAGCUGGGACUAGACCAUUAAAACUGUGUUCUGGAUCAGACACUUUCAUAAAGACUUCCAGCCAUAAGCAGCUGUUGGCAGAAAUGAUGCAGUCACAUAUGGUUAAGGAUAUGUGUUUGAUAGGCGGAAAAGGCUGUGGCAAAACAGUUAUUGCUAAGGAGUUUGCCAAUAUGUUAGGAUACAACAUAGAGCCUAUCAUGCUGUAUCAGGAUAUGACAGCUCGAGAUUUGGUGCAGCAAAGGUAUACUCUUCCAAAUGGAGAUACUGCUUGGAGACCAUCUCCACUUGUUACUGCUGCCUUGGAUGGGAAGCUUGUUAUUCUUGAUGGUAUUCAUCGCGUCAACUCUGGCACCCUAGCUGUACUACAAAGGCUAAUCCAUGACAGAGAACUGACUCUUUACGAUGGCACCAGAUUACUAAGAGAAGAUAGGUAUCAAAGUUUAAAAGACGAACUGCAGCUCUCCGAUAAGGAACUACAACAGAGGUCCAUCUUUCUUAUCCAUCCCUCAUUCAGAAUAGUUGCCCUGGCAGAGCCUCCUGUCAUAGGAAGUAGCACAAAGCAAUGGUUGGGCCCAGAGUUUCUAACUCUGUUUCUGUUCCAUAACGUUAAGUCUUUCACCAGGAAUGAAGAAAUUCAAGUUAUUAAAGAAAUGAUUCCAAAUGUGCCCACGGUUGCGGUGGAACAGUUGUUAUCAUUAACACACAAGCUUCGGGAGACAAAUGACCCCACAGCACAGUCACUGGCAUCAUCUUUGUCCACACGACAGCUAUUACGAAUUUGUCGUCGGCUAUCACAGUAUCCAGAUGAAAGUCUCUACCAUGCUGUCAAUAAAGCCUGUCUUUCCAGGUUUUUGCCAAAUCUUGCAAGAUCAGCUUUACAUAAAAAUCUGCUGGAUUCAGGGAUUGAGAUAAACCCAGAUGAUAUUAGGAAACAAGAGGAGAAGGAUUAUAGUUGUGAAAUACAUAAUGGCUUUCUGAGGAUUGGAUCUGCCACCAUGCCCGUUUAUAAUACCAAUGAGAAAAUGAAAGUGCCUGAUGUUCUGUUUUAUGAGAACACACAGCAUAUGAUGGUGAUGGAGGAUAUGCUAAAAGACUUUUUGCUGGGAGAACACCUUCUUCUAGUUGGCAACCAGGGAUACCACUGUACAGAGCCUUACUCUGCAGCCUUCCGUUACAGAUGGCCGUAUUACAUAUGAAGACUCACCACUGGUGAAAUCAGUCAAGUUGGGGCAUAUUCUGGUUAUCGAUGAAGCAGACAAAGCACCUACAAAUGUUACCUGUAUUUUAAAAACUCUUGUGGAAAGUGGAGAAAUGGUUCUGUCGGAUGGAAGGCGCCUUGUUGCCAAUCCUGCUAAUGUAGAUGGGAGAGAAAAUGUAAUAGUAAUUCAUCCUGAUUUUAGAAUGAUAGUUCUAGCAAACAGACCCGGAUUUCCCUUUUUGGGAAAUGAUUUUUUUGGCACACUAGGGGACAUUUUUAGCUGCCAUGCAGUUGAUAAUCCCAAACCACAGUCGGAACUGGCUAUGCUUAGACAGUAUGGACCAGAUGUUCCUGAGCCAAUCCUUCAGAAACUGGUGGCUGCUUUUGGAGAACUGAGGAGCUUGGCUGACCAAGGAAUUAUUAACUAUCCUUAUUCAACCAGAGAAGUUGUAAAUAUAGUAAAACAUUUACAGAAAUUUCCAAUUGAAGGACUUGCAAAUGUGGUUCGAAAUGUGUUUGACUUUGACUCCUACAACAAUGAAAUGCGUGACACUUUGAUCAGCACUUUGCACAAACAUGGGAUACCGAUUGGAGCAAAACCUACCAGUAUACAGCUGGCCAAGGAGCUACCCUUGCCAGACCAUAAAUUUAUGGGCUACUGGAGAAUCAAUCAAUCAGGGAACGCACGGCGGAAACUACUGUGUCCAACAGAAACUCAUCAGUUAAAUAUAAAGGGUCCAAUAUAUUUAAAUGUUCAGGGAUUUCCACUGGAACGGCAUGAAGCAAGGUCCCUCAGUUUCACAGAAGAACUUGCUUUUUGGACACUGCCUUUGAAUGAGGUUAACUUAGUCUGUGAUGUUGCUGUAGCAGAAGAAGAUGAGACUGAAAAUAUGCUCUAUGUGGCUACAUGCAAUCCAGUUUCCUUAUAUUUCAUGAAUGUAUCUAGUAAAAAUGGAUACUUUGUGGAUUGUUAUGACAUCUUCCCAAGAACGGCUGGCAGCAUAUGGCAACCCUUUGUGACUGUGGCACCUCUAGGAAAUCCACUCAAAGGGCAAGUGAUUCUUCACGAAGAGCAGAGUAAUGUUGUCUUGUUGCUGGAUACGAAAACUGGUGCCAUUCAUAGACUUUUACUCUCACCAGAUACCCAAGAAGUUCCAAAGAGAGCAUCCUGGUGGGGCAACAAGGAGGAGCCGAUCAGUCACAAAAUGUGCAGAGAGUUUUCACAUAAAAACUGGCUGGUGUUCUACAAAGAAGAAGGAAACCAACUUAUUGUGCUGGAUGUACUGGAGGGUCGAACUCAUACUAUCUCACUACCUAUCAAUCUCAGAUCCGUUUUCCUAGUGGCUGAAGACCGUUGGCUCUUGGUGGAAAGCAAAACAAAUCAGAAAUUUCUUUUAACUAAGCCAGCGCAUAUGGUAUCUGAAGAGAGUGGAGUUUGCCAGCUGCAUGCAUUGAAUGAAGACCCAGUUGACAAGGGGUUUGGUUUAACAACAGCAUCUGAUUUGUGUGUGCCGCACACAGUUUCAAGUGACCAACUAUCUUCAGAGAACCUAAGCGUAGCUGUGGAACAAAAGAUCAGCUCUCCCAACAGGAUUCUCUCGGAUGUGCAUAAUUAUGCUACUAUUGUUGUUGGCUUCCCAGAACUUAUGUCUCCCAAUGAGGUGUACAGCUGGAAGAGAGGCUCCUCGCUGGGCAGCCGACAUGCUUCUCCCUCUGAUCCAUUUUACUAUGGGAGGCGCAGUAAAACCGGAGUUGCAAAACAAUUUAAUUGUGUGACUUUAUUAGCUACUAAUCAAAUAGUUAGAAUUUUAGCACCUGGAGACAUCCCUUUGAAAGAACUUUAUCCAAAAGAUAUCACUCCUCCACAAACAGCUGGGUAUCUGGAAGUAACCGACCUUAACUCAAAGAAACUUAAAUACAUCCCUAUUCCCAGAUCAGUGUCUCUCUCUCCGUAUACAUCAUGGCUGUCAAAGAUCUCGGACACAGAUGUUCUGUUGGCGCCACUGGGAAAAGUAGGUUUGGUUACAGUGGAUAUGGGAGGCAGUGUCAGGCUUUGGGAGACAGGACUUGACAACCUACAGCGUUCUCUGCAGGACUGGAGAAACAUGAUUGGACAAGAGGAUGGUAGACCUGUGCAGAUAACCAUUGAGAGAGACAGUGGUUUGGAAGUGAGCUCCCCUAAGCAUGGAAAGACAGAUCCAGACAACAUGCCCCAUGUUGGCGGAAACACCUGGGCUGGUGGAACAGGUGGGAGAGACACAGCAGGGCUGGGCGGCAAAGGUGGGCCCUAUAGACUGGAUGCUGGCCACAAAGUUUACCAGAUAUCUCAGGCUGAGAAAGAUGCUGUUCCUGAGGAGGUGAAGAGAGCUGCAAGGGAGAUGGGUGAAAAGGCCUUUAAACAGAGAUUAAAGGAGAUCCAGAUGAGUGAAUAUGAUGCAUCUACUUACGAAAGGUUCUCUGGAGCUGUCCGAAGACAAGUUCAGUCUCUCCGAAUUAUCCUAGACAAUCUGCAGGCCAAGGGUAAGGAAAGACAAUGGCUGAGACACCAAGCUAUUGGAGAGCUAGAUGAUGCCAAAAUAAUUGAUGGACUAACAGGAGAAAAAGCUAUUUAUAAACGACGGGGAGAAUUUGAGCCAGAACUUGGUAGCCCUCAGCAGAAGCCUAAGCGUUUGCGCCUGGUAGUGGAUGUUUCUGGCAGCAUGUACCGCUUUAAUGGGGUAGAUGGUCGACUGGAGCGUUCCAUGGAGGCUGUCUGCAUGGUCAUGGAAGCUUUUGAGAAUUACGAGCACAAGUUUAAGUACGAUAUCGUUGGACAUUCAGGAGAUGGCUUCAACAUUGCAUUGGUUGGGAGUGACAAAGUUCCCAAGAACAAUAAGCAAAGAUUAGAGAUUAUUAAGAUAAUGCAUGCCCAUGCUCAAUUCUGUAUGAGUGGAGACCAUACUCUCGAAGGGACGGAGCAUGCUGUUCGUGAAAUUGCCAAAGAAGAGGCUGAUGAAUAUUUUGUCAUAGUCUUGAGCGAUGCAAACCUUGAACGAUAUGGUAUCCCACCAGCAAGAUUUGCCCAAACCUUGACCAUCAACCCUCAAGUUAAUGCUUUUGCCAUAUUCAUAGGAUCCUUAGGAGACCAGGCAGACAGGCUGCAGAAGAUGCUACCAGCAGGCCGGUCUUUUAUUGCCAUGGAUACCAAGCAGAUCCCGCAGAUCUUGCAACAGAUCUUUACAUCCACCAUGUUGUCCAGUGCCUAAGAAGUUCCCGUUACUAUUAAAUAAUUGGACAUUGUAACAAGCACAAUUGAGAAAGAAGCUGGCUGGUGAAAGACAAAAUCAGCACCUGAUGAAGUUAAGAACUAUAAAACUGAUAAAUAUAAUUUUCAUAUUGAAAUAUUAUAGUCCCUUAAUCGAAAUGCCAAAAACAACACUGUAGUUUAGAUUUUUGGUGAAAUCGUACAGCAUAGCCAUCAGGUGACUUAAAGUUCUGCAUUCAGAGAGAUAAGAGAGUUCAAGGGGGUUGAUGUAGUGCACAGGAUAUCUGUGUCAAAUGAAGAGAGGGACAGAUAACACAUCAUUUGUGAUCAUUCUGGCUGAUAUAUUGCCAGCAGCUCUUUGGGACUGCAUCAUUUUACUCAGUUUUAUUAGCAGUGUUUCUUGGGGUUGAAUACCAAGUUAUAGAGCAAUGUGCAAGUCAGACGCAGCUAAUCUGCCCCACUGUUGUGUGUGCUGAGUUCAGAAUUAGAAAUGCAAGUAACUGCACAUUCGAACAAGACUGCUCAUCCUGAUCUGCAUCCGACCUUUGCUAUUGGGUAUCAGGAACAAUAGAGUGGUGUGGAAGCACAGAACAUUGCAGUAUAAACAUACCUUAUUGGAUCUGGAGCACAGCUCAGAGUAGUGAAAAUCCCUAGAAAAAAGUUAAUUUAUUUUUUCCUGGAAAGUCAGAGCUGAAAGGGGUCAAAGUGGUCUAAGACCCACCUAUGAAGGGUGCACCACCAUGGCUUUCCCACUGCAUGGUAGCAGAUGAUGAUGUCUAGUUUCUCUGUUGCCAGGACUCCUAGGAAAGGGCCUCUCCCCCCAGAGGCUGGAUGUGCUCAUGGUUUUUUACAUUUUGCUUCCAUUUCAAGAGCUCUUUGCACUUUCUGUUUUGGUUUCUAAAAUGUGAAGCUGGAGGGCAGAUCUGAGUGUCAGAAAAUGACUUUUAAUAAAGAAGAAAAUAAGUAAAGAGGAAAAAUGGAUCAAGAGAGUAAAAGUAUGUGGCUUUCAUUUUGGUAGGAAAUCUGUGUUUGGAGGUCUUCUUUUAAUACAGAACACUCUCACUCUGUGCAUCUUUUCUAUUGUAAGUAUUUUCCUCCCAUUUCCACAUUCUCAAACAGGAACUCUUGCUUUAGAAUUAAAUUGGUUGAAGUUUGUACUGCACUCUGAAGAUGAAAAUCCCUAGGUAGGGGCUAACUAAUAGUACUUUUGCAAUCACUGUGCUUCAGGAUCACUGGAAUACUUAAUAAAUUGAAUUCACCAUCCUACCGCGAGUAACUGUUAACUCUCAUCACCACCAAUAAAAAGACUCCUGCCCCAUG
Molecule: messenger RNA, 7013 nt
Organism: Trachemys scripta elegans
Lineage: Eukaryota; Metazoa; Chordata; Testudines; Emydidae
Gene: VWA8
Product: von Willebrand factor A domain containing 8
Cellular component (GO): cytoplasm
Molecular function (GO): ATP hydrolysis activity; ATP binding
Source: RefSeq, a predicted model, not a curated record